Megalobrama amblycephala (Wuchang bream) is the source of this 1636-nucleotide messenger RNA. RefSeq names its product gastrula zinc finger protein XlCGF8.2DB-like. Lineage: Eukaryota; Metazoa; Chordata; Actinopteri; Cypriniformes; Xenocyprididae. Bases 430 to 1299 code for a protein of 289 amino acids. Gene Ontology annotation, cellular component: nucleus. Gene Ontology annotation, molecular function: RNA polymerase II cis-regulatory region sequence-specific DNA binding; DNA-binding transcription activator activity, RNA polymerase II-specific. Gene Ontology annotation, biological process: regulation of transcription by RNA polymerase II. The record is from RefSeq and is a predicted model, not a curated record. The transcript has 4 exons.
GAAGAAAGGUUUUUGGUUUUAUGCAUUUAAAGUACUUAUACCGUUACAAGUUGUGGAAAUGUAGCAUUAUUGACAUAAUUAUUGACAUAUACAUUAAUAAUGGUUUUUGUUUAUGAGUAAUAUAUGAAUGAUAGCAAAGAAAAACUUGAGUUGGAGAUCCACAUGACAUGAAGAUGGCGUUCGUUAAAGAGAAGAGUGAAGAAGUGAAACAUGAAGAUACUGAGACACAAACAGUGGUUUGAAAUCGCUGGCAUACGGCCUCUUGGGUGGUCCUUGGCCAAUGAAAGCUGCUAUGAAGUCCAGACCUUCUAAAUCCUUUAAAUUGUGCGCUCCCUGCCCCCCGAGCUCUUGACGAUAAUACAGUGCAUUUACAAAGUUCACACAGCUAAUAUAACCCUCAAAUGGAUCUUUACAAGAUGUUCGUCAUGCAUGCUGCAUGCAUGUGUCGGAUCAUACCUGAUGCAGCUGAAAGAGGAGAGUCAAGAACUGAAGGAAAUUGAAGUGCAAAUUCAGAAUGACAAAGAUCAGGAUUUCAUAAAUGGAAAAAAAUAUUUUAGUUGCUCCAAGACAAAAAAGACUUCCUCACAAAAAAGAGCUCAAAAGGCAAAAACUAGAUGCCAUAUAAUUUGCCAACAGUGUGGUAAAAGUUUUACUCAUCGAGGAAACCUUAAUGUCCACAUGAAACUUCAUAAUGGAGAGAAGCCUUUCAGCUGCCAACAGUGUGGAAGGAGUUUCACUCAAAGAGGAAACUUUAACGUUCAUAUGAAAAUUCACACUGGAGGAAACACUUUCAUCUGCAAUGAGUGUGGGAAGAGCUUCUCACGAAAAGGAGGUCUUAAGACUCACAUAAGUGUUCACACCAGAGAGAACCCAUUCACAUGUGAUCAGUGUGGAAGAAAUAUGAGAAAUAAAGCAAACCUUAUUAAGCACAUGAAGAUUCACUCAAGAGAGAACAGUUUUAUGUGUCAUCACUGUGGGAUGAGGUUCACAGACAGCAAUCACCUUAAGGAUCAUGUGAUAACUCAUACCGGAGAGAAGCGCUUCAUGUGUAAUCACUGUGGAAUGGACUGUAAAAACAAUGCAAACCUUCAGGUUCACAUAAGAACUCACACGGGAGAGAAGCCUUACAUCUGCCCUCAGUGUGAUCGGAGUUUUGCAUUUAAAGGAAACCUAAGGAUUCACAUAAGAGUUCACACAGGAGAGCAGCCUUUUACCUGCCCUCAGUGUGGAAUGAGUUUUACAUAUAAAAGAAACUUGAAACAUCAUAUGCAAACUCAUUCUGACGAGAAACUGAAAUGAUCUGUGGAAUAUUUAUUCAAAAGCAAAAUGUCAAAGUCUAAUAUGAGCAGAUAAAUGCUCCUCUGCUGCUGGUUAUAGUGGUAAUGUUUUUUAUUUUUAAAUGAAAGUGCUUUUUAUUUCCUACAUCUUGAAAUGUUCAGUUUUGCAAAUUGGGACAAUCUCCGAUGGAUGGACAAAUAAUGUUUUUUUUUUUUUUGUCAUCACAUCAAAAAUAACAUUUGAAGUGCUGGAAAAAUGUUGUGUGUGCUUGUUUCUUAUUCAAACUUUCCCAUUAACUUUGUCUUUAUUGCAAUCAAUAAAACUGGGGCCGUAUUCACAAAACAUCUUAAGGCUAAAA